AUGUUAGGCUCGGGCCCACUCGCGCCCGUCCUAUCAGCCACAUCCCGCGGGGUGGCGGGCGCGCUGCGGCCCCUGGUACAGGCCACGGUGCCCGCCACCUCGGAGUCGCCUGUGCUGGACUUGAAGCUCUCCGUCCUGUGCCAGGAGUCUCUCAGAGGCCAGGCCACGGGCUGGCCUUUGGUCGCUUCCGUGGGCCUCAAUGUCCCUGCUUCUGUUCGUUAUUCCCAUACAGACAUCAAAGUGCCUGACUUCUCUGACUAUCGUCGCCCUGAAGUGUUAGAUAGUACAAAGUCUUCAAAAGAGAGCAGUGAGGCUCGGAAAGGUUUUCCCUAUUUGAUAACUGCAAUAACUACUGUGGGUGUUGCAUAUGCUGCCAAGAAUGUCGUCUCUCAGUUUGUUUCCAGCAUGAGUGCUUCUGCCGAUGUGUUGGCCAUGUCGAAAAUUGAAAUCAAGUUAUCCGAUAUUCCAGAGGGGAAGAACAUGGCUUUCAAAUGGAGAGGCAAACCCCUGUUCGUGCGCCAUCGAACCAAGAAGGAAAUUGACCAGGAAGCUGCAGUUGAAGUGUCCCAGUUGAGGGACCCACAGCAUGACUUAGAACGAGUAAAGAAGCCUGAAUGGGUUAUCUUGAUAGGUGUUUGCACUCAUCUUGGUUGUGUACCCAUUGCAAAUGCAGGAGAUUUUGGUGGUUAUUACUGCCCUUGCCAUGGGUCACACUAUGAUGCGUCUGGCAGGAUCAGGAAGGGGUCUGCACCUCUCAACCUUGAAGUUUCCUCAUAUGAGUUCACCAGCGAUGAUAUGGUGAUUGUUGGUUAG
Budorcas taxicolor (takin) is the source of this 813-nucleotide messenger RNA. Its product is annotated as cytochrome b-c1 complex subunit Rieske, mitochondrial-like. Gene Ontology annotation, molecular function: quinol-cytochrome-c reductase activity; 2 iron, 2 sulfur cluster binding. The record is from RefSeq and is a predicted model, not a curated record. Lineage: Eukaryota; Metazoa; Chordata; Mammalia; Artiodactyla; Bovidae. Gene Ontology annotation, cellular component: membrane. The coding region runs from base 1 to 813 and encodes 270 amino acids. Gene Ontology annotation, biological process: mitochondrial electron transport, ubiquinol to cytochrome c. The transcript has a single exon.